Hyposmocoma kahamanoa is the source of this 2639-nucleotide messenger RNA. Its product is annotated as angiomotin-like. Gene Ontology annotation, cellular component: bicellular tight junction; cytoplasmic vesicle; plasma membrane. The coding region runs from base 166 to 1890 and encodes 574 amino acids. The record is from RefSeq and is a predicted model, not a curated record. NCBI's taxonomy places the organism in Eukaryota, Metazoa, Arthropoda, Insecta, Lepidoptera, Cosmopterigidae. Gene Ontology annotation, biological process: regulation of cell migration; actin cytoskeleton organization. The transcript has 14 exons.
CCCCGUGCAUAGUGAGAUUUAUUGUAAAUUGUGAAAAUAUUUUUGUAAGAUAUUGCGUAAAUAGGCUCAUAAGUAGUUUUGCAGAUGCUGUUUUAUAAAAUUUAGUAGGUGCUCAUGGGGGUUGGAGAAAGAAGUAUGGUGUCUAAUUGAGUUCAUAUAGUUAAAAUGGGUUCCAUGCGGCCUACUGGACGAUUCCUUCCAUUCGCUAAUAACAUACAAAGGACACAGAAGCCAGCAGUUCCAAAAGGCUUUCCUCAAAGCCUAUCUGGCAGUGAAACAGACGUGUCCACAUCGAAUGAGAAUCUAUCCAGGGAGGAGCGCUAUGUUGUGAGACAUACAGCCAGAGUUGAGCCCCAAGGGCAGGAGAAUUUGUGCCAGAGCAGUAAUAACAAUAAUAGGAACUCUUUAAAGGAGAGUGUCCCAGGCAGCAAUCGUAACUCUCUCAAAGACUCUGUUAGUGGUGGUAACAGCAACCGCAGCUCGCUUGAUGUAUCGUCCUCGUCGUACAACACGCUCAUUAUACACAACCAGGAUGAUUCGUGGCCGCCGCGACCGACGCCUAUUCGAGAACACGAACGAACAAGCAGUGAAGUAAAGCAUCCAACCACUCAGUCAUCCCCAUAUCAUACUUUGAAGAAAGAGUGCAAGAAACCUAGUGGUAUACCAUUACCGAAGAUGCUGAAGGAGCAAACUGUCACAACCACUGCGAACUAUAUUGACAUUGGGGGACAGAGGAUUUAUACUAGCCCACCUGAUCAUGGAGUUCAGGAGAUAACCGAAAUUCCGGACGACUUCCUGAACCAGUCGUCCGUGCUACGCAAGGAACUGCAGGGCAGGGAGAUGCUCAUCGCGCAGCUCAUCACCCAGAAUAAAGAACUAGCGUGCGCGAAAGAACGACAAGAGAUUGAGAUGGCUGCGCAACGAGCUACGCUCCAAGAGCAACGUACUCAUAUUGACAUCCUUGACACUGCGCUUACUAAUGCUCAGACCAACGUCGUGAGGCUUGAAGAGGAGUGCCGCCACGCGAGCGGCUACGUGGAGCGCGUGAUGGGGCUGCAGCGCGCGCUGGCCUCGCUGCAGCAGGCCUCCGACCGCAGGGAGCACACCGAGAGGAAGCUCAGGGCGCAGCUGGAGAAGGAGCUGCAGACGCUCAGGAAACGCGAAUGCAACUGCGGCGGGGCCAACUCCAGCAGCGGCACAGCGGACGGCGAGGCCGAGCUGAGGAGGCAGCUGCGCGAGAGGGACGAGCGACUGCUGGCUCUGGAGGGGGAGUGUGCCAAGUGGGAACAGCGGUACCUGGAGGAAGCCGCCUUGAGGCAGGCCGCCGUCUCCGCUGCCUCCAUACCCAAGGACGCAAAAAUAGCAGCCCUGGAAAAGACCUCCGCGGAGUCAGAGCGGUUAAUGGCCGAAGCUCGGAAUGAAAAAAUACGGCACAUGGACGAACUUCACUCCGCACAGAAGAAGGUCGCUGACCUCGAGAGCAGAGUGAAAGAACUAGAGUCGAAAGUGGCGGAGCGCGAUGCGAUGAUCAAGGUACUACAGAAGCACACUAGCGCCGCUUACGACAGCGGAGCUUCGUUGAGGAACAACUCGAGUCGGGAAGAACUUGUGGGGCUGUCGUCGGGCGCGUCCUUCUCCAGCGCAGAGGGCGUAGGCGGCGUAGGCGCCGGCAGCGUCACUAGAUACCGCCAUCUCGCCCGGCGGAACUACUCGCCGCACAACGACAACUCCAGCGGUUGCGGCUUCGACAGCACUUCGCUGCGGCUGGACGAGCAGCUGGCGGCGCUGGAGUCGCGGCUGGAGCGGCCGCCCGUGCCGGCCGUGAGUUACCUGCCGGCGCACGCGCCGCCGUCCGAGCCGCGCGACCGCUCGCAUGCGCUCUACUACUGACACUGCCACCCCUCCGCUCGACUCUUACACGACCUCCUCUAUCGUAUGUAUGGACAAGGGACACGUUCAAUGGCUCCAUUCUCCUGGAUGGAAUUACGCGAGCAGAAGGUAAAAGAUUAACUCCGUGCGUCACAAAAAUACUGUGUGACUAUCCUGGUAACGAUCUUUUCAAUUGUGACGACGUUCAUUCGAACUGAUUUUUGUUUUCCUUAUUUAUUUCCUGCUUUAAAACUUAUCACCAGACUCUUAAGUAUCCGGUAUAUAAUCAUGGGACAAAUUCACUAAAUGUACAGGAAAGAGACUAUUUGUUUUCUUGAUUGAUGUUGUUACUGGAUAAACAGCACGGAGCCAUUACAAAAAAUGUAAUUAUAAAACAAUUUCUCGUAGCCACCGUCAUAUAAAACAUUCCACACACUAUACCGUAACGUGAGCAUUCCGUAUGUACAAACACAGCUUAUGUUUUCGUGUGAUUUAGUUUGCAGUGACCCUUAACCGUCGAUGUACAAGGAACCUAACGCUUCCUAACUGUCUAGGUGUUGCCUUAAGAUUGUGCUGCUUUGUAAACAAAUUAUAUAGAUCAUAAAAUUGCAUACUUACGGGUUAUUGAACCACAUAGGUAACUGUGAUGCAUUGUCAUGAUUCAUCUCCCAAAACAGUAUAGGUCAUGAAUCAUUCCCAAGAUAAAUUAAUAGCAAAAGUUAUCGACUUCAUACAAAUUCAAAUUUGCACUUUUAUGGUCUAUUUAUUUU